This is a messenger RNA of Hippopotamus amphibius kiboko, 1554 nucleotides long. RefSeq names its product pyruvate dehydrogenase kinase 1 (gene PDK1). The record is from RefSeq and is a predicted model, not a curated record. Gene Ontology annotation, molecular function: pyruvate dehydrogenase (acetyl-transferring) kinase activity. Bases 164 to 1480 code for a protein of 438 amino acids. Gene Ontology annotation, cellular component: mitochondrion. The transcript is spliced from 11 exons. NCBI's taxonomy places the organism in Eukaryota, Metazoa, Chordata, Mammalia, Artiodactyla, Hippopotamidae. Gene Ontology annotation, biological process: protein phosphorylation; regulation of glucose metabolic process.
CCAGCGGCGCGCGAGGGCCGGGCUCCCGCGAGGGGGGCGGUGGCCGCGGCGGUGACAGCCGCUGCCCGCCCCCGAGGCCGCCACGUCCCUCACGUACCACCCAGACGCGCGGCGGAGCGGCGACCCGGCGCCGGGGGCUCCGGCUCCUCCGGCGGGGCUCGGCAUGAGGCUGGCGCGGCUGCUGCGCGGAGCCGCCUCGGCCGGCCCGAGCGCCGGGCUGCGCGCCGCCCGCCCCGGCGUCCGCCGCAGCCUCACCUCGGACUCGGGCUCCGGCCCGGCGCCCGAAGGCGGCGUCCCGGGCCAGGUGGACUUCUACGCGCGCUUCUCGCCGUCCCCGCUCUCCAUGAAGCAGUUCCUGGACUUCGGAUCUGUGAAUGCUUGUGAAAAGACCUCAUUUAUGUUUCUGCGGCAAGAGUUGCCUGUGAGAUUGGCAAAUAUAAUGAAAGAAAUAAGUCUUCUUCCAGAUAAUCUUCUCAGGACACCAUCAGUUCAGUUGGUACAAAGCUGGUAUAUCCAGAGCCUUCAGGAGCUUCUUGAGUUUAAGGACAAAAGCGCUGAAGAUGCUAAAACUAUUUAUGACUUUACAGAUACUGUGAUACGGAUCAGGAACCGACACAAUGACGUGAUUCCCACCAUGGCUCAGGGUGUGAUUGAAUACAAGGAGAGCUUUGGAGUGGAUCCUGUCACCAGCCAGAAUGUUCAGUACUUUUUGGAUCGUUUCUACAUGAGUCGCAUUUCAAUUAGAAUGUUACUCAAUCAGCACUCUUUAUUAUUUGGUGGAAAAGGCAAAGGAAGCCUGUCUCAUCGAAAACACAUUGGAAGCAUAAAUCCGAACUGCAAUGUGGUUGAAGUUAUUAAAGAUGGCUAUGAAAAUGCUAGGCGUCUGUGUGAUUUGUAUUAUAUUAACUCUCCCGAACUAGAACUUGAAGAACUAAAUGCAAAAUCACCAGGACAGCCAAUACAAGUGGUUUAUGUACCAUCCCAUCUCUAUCACAUGGUGUUUGAACUUUUCAAGAAUGCAAUGAGAGCAACGAUGGAGCAUCAUGCCGACAAAGGUGUUUACCCGCCUAUCCAAGUCCAUGUCACACUGGGUAAUGAGGAUUUGACUGUGAAGAUGAGUGACCGAGGAGGUGGUGUUCCUCUGAGGAAAAUUGACCGACUCUUCAACUACAUGUACUCAACUGCACCCCGGCCUCGUGUCGAGACGUCCCGAGCAGUACCCCUGGCUGGUUUUGGUUAUGGAUUGCCAAUAUCACGCCUUUAUGCACAAUACUUCCAAGGAGACCUGAAGCUGUAUUCCCUAGAGGGCUAUGGGACAGAUGCAGUUAUCUACAUUAAGGCUCUGUCAACGGAAUCAAUAGAAAGGCUCCCGGUGUAUAACAAAGCUGCCUGGAAGCAUUACAACACCAACCAUGAGGCCGACGACUGGUGUGUCCCCAGCAGAGAACCAAAAGACAUGACAACAUUCCGCAGUGCCUAGACACUCUUGGGACCCUUGGAAAAUCCAGAUGUGGCUUUUUAUUAAAUUUGGAAGGGAUGGUGUUCAGAACUACA